AUGGGUAAGUUCCAUCCAAGAUUUCUUGGGUACUGGCUUGCAAUAUUAGCUGGUUGGCGGAACCUUUAUCAGUGGACAGAACAUGUGGCAAUACAUUUCUGCAUAGUAGGGAGGUCCUAUAUGAGGCGGCCUGCUGAAACUGAUGUGGUUGUUCAAAGUAGCAGCAAUGGAGGAACAAGAAUGUCUAAUGAAGACUUGAAGAAACUUCCCUGUUUCCUGUACAAGGUUGAAGAGAGAGACAGAGAUAUACAAGAGGAUUCCUUGGAAUGUGCUGUGUGUUUAGAAAGAUUCAAGUCAGGAGAAAACUGCAGAUUGCUGACGAAUUGCAACCACAGUUUCCAUGUCAAAUGCAUUGAUUCAUGGUUGAUAAAGACACCAUAUUGUCCAAUUUGUCGAACAAUUGCCAUGAAACAGUCCUGCUAA
This is a messenger RNA of Lycium barbarum (goji berry), 423 nucleotides long. RefSeq names its product RING-H2 finger protein ATL74-like. Bases 1 to 423 code for a protein of 140 amino acids. The transcript is spliced from 2 exons. The record is from RefSeq and is a predicted model, not a curated record. NCBI's taxonomy places the organism in Eukaryota, Viridiplantae, Streptophyta, Magnoliopsida, Solanales, Solanaceae.